This is a messenger RNA of Mercenaria mercenaria, 7756 nucleotides long. RefSeq lists its product as uncharacterized. Bases 152 to 961 code for a protein of 269 amino acids. The transcript is spliced from 2 exons. Gene Ontology annotation, molecular function: transcription regulator activity. Gene Ontology annotation, cellular component: nucleus. The record is from RefSeq and is a predicted model, not a curated record. Lineage: Eukaryota; Metazoa; Mollusca; Bivalvia; Venerida; Veneridae.
AGACAGUGAUGCAACACCGACGAGACGUCAAAGCUGUAUCGCGGCAACAACGACAAUGAGACAUCAACGUUAAGACAUAAGUUGUGCAGGGCAACAAAGACAAUGGUUCAAAACCGUUAAGACAUAAAAGUUGUGUCAGUCAGAACGGAUAAUGAGGCAACAACGAUGUGCAAUGAUAGUUGUGUCGGGCCUCAACGAUAAUGGGUUUUUAUCAGAAGAGAAGAAAAGAAUGAUAGCAGAAGACAAGAUGGGUCAGGGUAUUAAAAGAAAACUUGAAGAUUUUGAAAAUGACAGAUGUCCAAGAAAUCAGAGACAAUCAAUUCUCGACAUUUCUGUAGGAAAGUUACAUGUGAAGACUAUUAAAAAAGUUGAACCACCGCUUCUGAGAUCUGUCUUGAUUCUAAAUACUUUGAAACAUAUUGAAUCAGAACUGCUUAAAGAGGGAGUGCAAUCACCUACAAACACAUCAGCAUUUACCAUUCCUGAAGUUGAUCCGAACUCAACAGUGAUAGACUUUUUACCUGAGCAGAACACUUCCUCCAAAGUUGAAGUGGUUUCUGAACAGUCAGGACCACUACCAUCAAUAGACACAUUUGUUGGCAGUCGUGCUAUGAUCAUAGACUCAAAAGAAGAAUUACCUGGUGAAAAAUUAUCUGUAUCAAAUAUGGGAGAAGCAUCUCCCACUAACUUGUAUCAUUCUCCGUCAUUCCGAAUGGAAGAAGUUUUCAGUGACUUUGACUUCCCUAUGUGUGAUUAUGACAUGUUUCCUGCAGUUUCAAAUGGUGCAAAUUUGACACCACUAAGUGCAGAAGAAGUGCUUCAUUCCUUUCCAAAUGCUGGCUCAAAUUUCAUCGGUGAAUCUUUUACAACUUUAUCAAAUGCAAGUUUAACACCAUUCUGUAAAGGGGAAACUGCGUUUGAUGAUCUGGAGAACAUUAUGCAGAUUCUUGUCGGAUCCUGACAAGAAGAGUUUUGCAAAUGCUGCUAAAAUGAAACUUCUCAAUAUAGGAAAUACUACAUAUGAAAUAAAAAACAAAAGCUGGGAAAAUUUAUUUGAAGAUUUAUGGACUUCAACUGACAGCAAUAUAUAUUCUAUGUUGAAUAACAUGUAUUAUAUUUAAGUUUUAAAUUUGAGGAAAUGAUAACAACUGUUAUCGAAAGUGGAAUGCUGUUUUACUGUUGGAUAGGUUCAAAUAUUGUGUUGUAUUAUUUAUUAUCUAACUGAAAACAUUGGGACUGAAGGAAAUUUCACUUAGUUUCAUCAUUGUUUGAAAUAUGUUCAUUUAUUUAUCUUCAUGGUAUUCAUAAAGCUGUGCAUAUUUGAUGGUUCAAGUGACCUUUAGUCCAAAGUGGCGUGCCUAGUCUGGUUGCGUGCAAUCUAAAAGUAGUUCAAAAAAGUUGUGGUGCCUUUUUGUUAAGAACGUUCAUUCUAGGCAUGAUUUUAACUGUUUCUGACUGGAAAAAAACUGGAGGCAGUUAAAUGGUAUUUAGAAUAUUUCAAAUGGAACCUUAUAAGCUCAUUACAAAACCUGUAUAAAGAUUUUGGAGUAAUAGAAUCUAAAAGAUGAUUCAAUGAAAAACAUUUAGUUUAAUGUUUGGUAGUAAAAAAUGAUGUAGAGUUAAGAAAAUUUUGAAAUAUAUAGACAAAUCCUUUUACACCUAGCUAGAAACCUUAAAUCAUGUGGUACAUGUGAAGGGCUUCCUCUGGGUUUUCAAAACUCCUUGCCAAAAUAAUAACUGUUUAGACAGAUGCCACCAAGAUAGGGUUGGAAAAAAAGUUGCCAGUUUUAAAAUUGUUUUGCCAUUAUCCUUUAUAUUUUUAAUCUGUCUCAUAUGGCAAAUCAAGGGCCUUAAAAAUGGAAUUCAACAUUACAUUGAUGUCAUCAUGAUUUUCAUUUAUAAAGAUAGUAUCAUACUAUGAGAAGAUGUGCAUUGUAGACAUUUGUGUUGUGAUGAUAGUUAAGUUGCAAUCAGAUUUUAUAUAUUUUUAUGCUUUUUGCCAAAAAGUAUACAUAUAUAUAAUAUAUAUAUAGCAAACUUAGAAUUGGUCUGAUGGAACAGUGCAAUGGUAUGUUAUGAUAUAUUAUGUUAAACCUUGUUUUUAAUCUUGUUCCGGAAACAAAGUUGUUAACUGUUGUGUAUUUAUUUAUUGAUCAAGAUUUUAGCAAGUUGUAAGAUAUAGCUAGUGUAAUGUACAGAAAUUAUAUGCACCCUAGUGGCUUACUUUAACUUCUUUGAAAUUACAGUGGGGACAUCAUUUGUUCUGGAAUACAGCAAAGUUGUGGUUUGUUUAAAGCUGAGCUAUGUGAAAUAGGCAAAUGGCAUCAAAGCUUCUACUUUCUUUACAGACAAGAAUUGCCUUUUACAAAUAUUUAUCACAUAUGAUUAGUUAGAAUAACAAUCCUAUUGCUUGAGUAAAAGAAAAUCACUUGUUAAGUAAUUUAAAGUUUGCUUAGGUAUUUUGUGUUUUGCCUAGUAGCGUUUUUGGAGCACUGUAUAAAAAUAAUUUUUUUUUGUUCAUAAAUAGUUUUGUAAUAACCAAUAAAUUUUGUCUAAGUUGUUUGAAAUUUGGGCUUUGAACAGAUGUUUUUUUUUUUGCAAAAAGAUUGCCGUUUGCCAAAUUUAUUUCUAUAAAUUUCACAUUGUUUAGAUAAUACUGCAUUUUACUUUUUUUGUGAAAACUUAAGUUUGAAAAGAACAUACUCUUCAUAAAAAUCUAUGUAACACUUUAUGUCAAAAGCUUCAUGAAAGACUGAAUUCAUACAAACUUUAAAAACAUUGUGUUAAACAUUGAUUAUUUUUCUUCAGUAUACUGAAUUGAGCAGCAAUUUUUGUUCCAAAUAAACAUAAGAUGCCAUGUGAAAAUUGGCAAACUUCUCAGAAAAGCUGUUUUAUUCAUGACAAAAGGAUCAUAAUUGAACUUCUUUUAAUUACCUGUAUUUAACCACUUAAAGACUUUACUUAAACAACGAAGAUAAGUUGCAACAGCUAGUAUAGUUUCCCUUUUUAAAGCUGUAGGCUUUAACACUUUACCUCUUUCUGUUGUCAAAGAUGUUGCAUAAAAUAGAUGUAUAUUACCACUUGGACUGUGAUAUCAGAUGAUUUUAUUGUUUUAGAAUCAAAUGGUAUAAAGAAGUUUGUGUAUGUACAUGUACUAGUUAUACAAAAAAAGUUUUAUCAGUGAAACUUGCAGUAUUCGUAAAGUAUUGUUCAACAGAAGUUAGUUCUGUUUUGAUACAAAUUUAGUAUGCAUACUAUAUUGUAUAGGUACAGCGGUAAGGCUUGUUCUAUUGACAAGUUUGAUAUUUUACAGUGGAAGAGGUGUAGUAACUAAGGCAAAGAGGAGUGGUUGACAAGAGGUCAACUCAGGUGUAAUACUUACAUUCAUGAGCAUUAUUUGUGCUAUAGAUGAGAAACAUUGUGCUAUAGAGGCUCCUUUUAUUAGACACAAGUACAAGAGCAACGCAUUGAGUCGUCGACUCGAAAAUGUCCGAAACAUGACUUUCAUGCAGUAUGUUGAAAGUUUUGAUGUAGUCUUAUUUUCUUGCCAGGGAAUGCACUUUUUGUUUUGUACACCUUUAGAGACGUGUAGUUUUUUUACAGAAUGCGUUGUUCUUACAGGAAACGUGUAUUUGUUGCUAGAAGCAAUGUAGUUCUUAUCAGAGGGUUAGAACAAUUAUUAAGUUUUAACCCUUACCACGCUAAAUUUCUAUAAUGGACUGGUCCACUUUCCAGUAUGGGCAGUACCAUUUAUCAUUUGAAGGGGUGUUUACUGAAAAUUUGCACGGAUGUGCAGGCUGAUCUUGGUCUGCACUGGUAGCAAAGGCAGAAUCACUUGCCGCCAGCAGGCUAAGGGUUAAGUAUGUAGGGAGUAUUUUAGCUGGUAUACUUAUACUAUGUUACAGACCAAAAGAUUGAUAUUUCUGAAUCUUGUGAUUUCAUGUAGAUUUUCAUUAUGUUGAAGUGGACAUCACUUAUACUAGCGUUGUAGUGGGCGUCACUUCUACUGGCAUUGUAGUUGUGCUAACUGCCACCUGCGUAUUGGGGUUCUUUUUAUAUUUUUGUACUGUUGAUCAGAGUAUUUAUUUGUAUAUAAUCAUCAUUCAGAUCUUGUCAAAAAUCAUAUUCACAUGGGGAGAUGCUUUUAUUUUACACAAAAUCCGGAAGCAGGAACAAGAAUAUUCAGAGUUUCUAGUCAUGAGGCGAAUGGUUAGGUUGCUGUCAAAUUGCAGUAUAUUUUCGUUUGGAUUUUCAGUAUACUGAUAAAACAAAUAUAUUGGCAUUUUUGAAUUAUUUUGAUUAAUGGCUGUGACAUUGAAACAUUCUUUAUAUAAAACCGGUGAUUUGUCAAAAGUGAUACCAAAAGAAGCAUAUUUUAUAAGGAAAAUGAUUGCAGCUCUUUUUCUUUUAGAUUAAUUCGAUUAUUUAUUGAUUUUGCAGAAGUAUCGCCUUGUAUAGUAGACGCAACUUGACCCCGAUGGUUGACCUUUGUAUUAUAAUACAUAAUGAGGCACACCCUAUUAUUGAAAAUGAAUAUAGAUUUACUGCAGUGGUGUAAAAAGUUUUAACUGAUCAAAUCUAAGUAUAUAUACUUUGAAACUGCAUUGUAUACAAAUUAAUUCCAUAUACGGCUUCCCUAAGCACCCCUUAUUUGCUACAGUGAAAUAAUCUAUAUGAAUAAUCAGCCUAAGGUCAACCAUCGCGGUCAAGUUGCGACUACUAUAAAAGGUUGUGAAAAGUCUUGGCAAAUUCUAGAAGGUUCUUGUUUUUGUGCAGAAGAUUUUAUGGUCUUUAGAUAUGUGUAAAAUUAGCAUCCCUUCAUCAUAGUAAGUUAUUUUCAUUUUCUGUCGUUCAUAUCAGUUUAUGUGAAAAUUAUAAAUUUUAUUAGUUUUCAUAAUCAUGAUUUUGUACGGUGAAUCAAAUUGUAUUAUUUUGUUCAGAAAAUAUAUUUUGUUUCGGUGCUCAAGCUGGGUGUCAGUCGUCUUUAGUAUAAGAAGUAAAGAGGCGCUCCGAAUAUGAUGAGUAGUAUGUUUUCUACGCAACUUGUAAAUAAUCAUUUGUACUAUUUAUUAAACUCAUGAAUAAAUUGUCUCAUUGUUUCUCAUCGGUGUAAAUAUAUAUUUUUGUUACCAAAAAAUCAAAUUAUUUAUAAGAGGACAGUAAUAUUCAUUCAAAAAUAGUCAUUUAGUUUAUCGUUCAAUUUACAUAAUUAAUGAUGAUGAUCAGUGUUAAAAUAUGUACAUGAUUUUGAUUGUGUUGCUGCAUUGAUAAUUGUCGAAAAUUAGCAUGUUGGCUAUAGUCUACAAAGAUUGUAGAUUCGUUUGCAUAGAAAUUACAAAUAUUGAUUGUAAUAAGAUUUAGUUGGUAGUAAUAAGAAGUGGAGAGUUGAAAACAUUCGGGCUAUUAUUAAAGCUGUAGAAUUUUUAAGGUUACGGAAAUAAAGACAUUGCUGUGAAUAAUAAGUCUGAACUGCUUGGGGAAAAACUGCAAUAUAUAGAAUUUGUUUGUCUGCUCCAACAUCUACAGAUAAUGCUAUAUUGGCAAAACUGAUGCAUAUACACAAGUCAGCCAUUUAUUGCAUGCAAAGUUUUUGGUAGUAUUCAAGUCAGAAUAUUGUAUCCAAUAAUAGUGUGGUUAGAACGGGUACUAGUAAUGAUAGUAGAAAAAUAUGCAUGAAAUUGAUAAUCUGGUUAAAUGAUUUUCAUUUUGUGGUCAUAUUUUUAAGUGGAAGAAGUUGGCAUUUUUCAGAAAUUGGCAUUUCUUUUUCUUGUUAGUCCUUAACCCUGAUAUUGAUCAGGGGCAGCAUAGAGGAAUACUAUAACUAAAUUGCUAUUUUGUGUUCUGGUUUGUAGUUGAACGAACAAAAUACGACUACUGAAUUUUGAAAACUUAUGCUUUAAUUUUCAAAAAAAAAAUUUAUGGAUAAACGGGCAGUGAUGGAAAGGUGUUCAAUUUCUUGGGUUUGUUGUAUAAUGGGUGAUUAGGUUGUAUUAUUGUGUCAUGUGAUGAAGUUAGCCAAAAGUAGUUCCUGCUGAAGUUAACCACCAUUCACUUUAUUGUGAGCAAUAUUGUUUAUUUAUUAUUUUUGUUUGUACAAAGAUGCCACAUUUUUGUGUAAAUAGUUUUUAUCAGAUGCGUAAUUUAUUUAUUGUUUUACCUUGUUUUUUUUUUGUCCAACAAGCUUGUUACAUUGAAAGUGAUACAAAACUUGAUUCAUUACUGCUGUUCUGAUUUUUAUCAGUUAAAAAGUUAGUAGAUGUCAUAAACAUUUAAUGAACCUAAGUUAAGGCCAUUAUGUUACUUCAGAUAUAAAUAUGGUCAAAAUAACUCCUUAAGUCUUACCGUCUGAAAGUUUAGAUGUAUUUAGUUUUUUCCUGUAAAAGUGUGUUAAAACCCUGGUUCAUUUUAUCAUUAUUCAUUUAUUUAGAUGAAGCUAGGAUCUUCUGUAGACCUUAAAGGAACACCACUGUAAAUAUUAUUUGUGUUAGUAGUAAAACAUAUCUGCAACAGGCAGGGAAUGUUGAUAUAUCUGCUCCUGUUACACUCAUCUAUACAGGUGUGUUCAUUAUCCAAAUUGAAGUGUAAUUGUAAAGGUCUGGGUUAAUAUAAACCAUCUUGGUACAUGUACAAAAAAGUACUAAGAUCAGAACUCAAGAUUUUUAAAAUGAAAUAUAUUUUGACAAAUGAGCCAUGCCAUGAGAAAACCAACAUAGUGGUUUUGCGACCAGCAUGGAUCCAGACCAGCCUGCACAUCCGCGCAGUCUGGUCAGGAUCCAUGCUGUUCGCUAACAGUUUCUCUAAUUGCAAUAGGCUGCGAAAGCGAACAGCAUGGAUCCUGACCAGUCUGCGUGGAUGUGCAGGCUGGUCUGGAUCCAUGCUGGUAGUUGGUUUAUGAAAAUGUAUAAUAAGGCUUUAUAAAUAUUGUCCUCAUUGUUCAAAUUUUGAGAAAAUAAGGCAUAAAGAUUUGACAUUUGUACCCAUUCAAGCAAGAAAGUAACAGAUAAAAUAAUUAAAGCUUGUCAGCAGGGAUGGCUUAGGCUGUCAUAAGAGAUGGCUUUUGUCUGUUAUCACAGGUAGCUUCAGGCUUUAAACAUGGAAGCUUUAGCAUUUCAAGAGGGGUGGUGUAGGCUGUCGUCAGGGAUGGUUUAAGUCUGUCAACAAGGGUGGAUUUAGCCUUUCAACAGGGGUGGCUUUAGGCUGUGGUCAAGGGUGGCUUCAGUCUGUCAUUGUUUGCUUAACACUGUUAUCAGUGGUUGCUUUCUUAAGGUUCUAAUUAAUCUAAAGUCUUAAGCCAUGGAUAAUCUUAUGUUAUCAGCUGAAAUGCAUACUUUUAACAUUUUUCUACCUAUUUAGUUUUAAUUACAAAUGAGCCACACUUCAUAUUAAACACAAGUAUUCUCUAGUAAUAAUAGAAAUAGGAAAAAAUCGGUGUUUUUUUUUUUAAAAAUGUUUAUCAUUGAUUUAUCAUCAAGAAGUUCGUGAAGGGAUCUCUAUUUUUAUACUUUCAUAAACACACACAAGUAUUCAUCGUGGUAAGGAUGCAUGUAUUGAAUAUAUUCAUUGAAAUUUUAUACUUAAAAUCAAAUAUUAUGCAACUUGUUGAGACAAUGAACUGUAUUUUUUACCAAAUUCUAAAUAAUGUUAGCGAUUUUUGAACUAUUUGUACAGUAUUGUAGUUUUUAGAGUCAUUGUAUGUCGUUGUUAAUAUGUUCUCAUUACCAUUAUUUAUUAUCAAUAAUAAAUAUGUAUAAAUAUA